Messenger RNA from Cladophialophora psammophila CBS 110553, 1170 nucleotides. RefSeq lists its product as uncharacterized. Gene Ontology annotation, biological process: intracellular protein localization. The record is from RefSeq and is a predicted model, not a curated record. Bases 1 to 1170 code for a protein of 389 amino acids. The transcript has 3 exons. Lineage: Eukaryota; Fungi; Ascomycota; Eurotiomycetes; Chaetothyriales; Herpotrichiellaceae. Gene Ontology annotation, cellular component: plasma membrane.
AUGGCAAAACUAGCGAGCCGAGGUGAGGAUGUCGAAGUCCGCAACCGACUGCCCACGUUGAUGGAGGUUCUUGGAAGGAGGACUUUGGCUCCAGUCGAUCUCUUCUCAUUCUACAUUUACAUGCGCGAUCAACAACGCUCGGUGGACUACCUGGACUUCUGGCUCGAUGUAUCUCAACACAUGUCCUUAUGCCGCCACUACGUCCGAGAACUGCGCCGUUCGAUGCUCGUCGACACGCCAGAGAUGGAAAAGACUACCAGCAAAAGGUCCUCGGCGUUGCUUGAACAGUUUGAAUUGGGUGAAGGAGCGGACUCAAGAAGGAGUGGCCAGGAAUCAAGGGUGUCUGCCAUCUUAAGAUCAGACAACGGAGGCGCUGCCGCUGCAGGCGCCAGACCACCCCGAAGCAGAGGAGAAGGAGGCGCCGGUGGUGCCAACGAUCACUCCCCAGCACAUAGCAUGGGAUCCGUACAUUCCAGAAACGUCAAUCGACCCUCCGGCGACCGGCCGUCUCCUUCAGAACUACCACAACCCACCUAUUCCACUCCUGAAGUGCGGACAGAUUCAAAUUCUCCUGGGCAUAGUGUCGCUAGGGCCGACAUUAAAGCCAGCGCGGAGAAGAUCCUCUACACCUUUGUGCUGCCUGGAUCGGAGCGAGAAAUUGUUCUGCCAGACACAAUGCUGAAUAGGAUUAUUCGAGCAAUUGAAGAAGAAGGACGAGACGAUCCGGAGGUAUUUGACGACGCCAAGGACUACGUCUUUCAAGCGAUGGAAAGGGAUGCAUUUCCAGGGUUUUUGCAGGCCAAAGCUUUGGGAAAUCUGGUCCCGUUGAGUGUGCUGAUCAGGCUGGCUAUUGGCCUGGCGAGCUUGAUGGCCGGGUUUUGGGCCGGUUAUUACAUGAUUCUGAGAGAUAGGUCGAGGGCUACUCGUUGCUGGCUUAUCUUUCCCUUCACAAUCGGCUGCUAUUUCCUCGUCUCCUACCAAUACAAACUCGACAUCAUUGCCGCUUACCUGGGAUUUAGUGAAUACACGUGGAUGAACUGGUCGCGAGUCAGGGAGCCGUUUGUGCGUCGACUGCUUCUCACUCGAGCAACCAUUGCAUUCUUGAUGUUUGCGGCGGCGGCGGUGGCGUUAAGUGUCUUGUUUAUAUUUGUGCCGGGUACCAGGUUCUAG